Molecule: messenger RNA, 384 nt
Organism: Clonostachys rhizophaga
Lineage: Eukaryota; Fungi; Ascomycota; Sordariomycetes; Hypocreales; Bionectriaceae
Source: the annotation of a GenBank genome assembly
AUGCCGGAAGAGGCGAACCGGCUGAUGUCCAGGGCUAGAGUAGCAACAUCGGACGACAAUGGCGGGGCAUCACUCGCAGAGCUUGGGUUUCAGAUCCUGAACUGGCAACCAGCUGUCAGCUCUGGCACCUAUGGCUUUGAGAAGCUCAGCUCCGGCUGUAUUCACGGGCUCUCCAAGAACGCCGCAAUCAUGACAUUUUCCACUGUGCCCGGCACAUACCGCCAAGAGGUCAGGGAACGACUGGAUGAGGAAUUCGGUCGUCCCGAUAUUCUCUUGCUCGACUGGUCAGUAUCGAGCGGCACUUCCGGAGCCGCUUACGAUACGCUCACGGUCUUUGCCUGUGAUACUGAUGAGGGGAUGGCACUCGUUGAUCCCGUCCUCUAA